Molecule: messenger RNA, 1269 nt
Organism: Protopolystoma xenopodis
Lineage: Eukaryota; Metazoa; Platyhelminthes; Monogenea; Polystomatidea; Polystomatidae
Source: the annotation of a GenBank genome assembly
AUGGAGGCGCCAGGUCCAUCCUUGAUGUGGAAGAAGGUUACUACUACGUCAGGAAAUGUUCCUAGAUCUAGGCAUGGGCAUAGAGCCGUUGCCCUUAAGGAUCUUAUUGUUAUAUUCGGCGGGGGAAAUGAGGCACUUUGUCAAUGGUUCCUGCCUGCUGUCCGUGGCGAUAUCCCCCCUGGCUGCGCUGCAUUUGGAAUGAUUGCCGAAAAUACUCGUGUAUUGAUGUUCGGAGGUAUGCUUGAAUAUGGAAAAUAUUCAAAUGAACUAUAUGAACUACAGGCGUCAAGAUGGGAAUGGAAAAGACUUAAGCCCAAGCCUCCAAGAAAUGGCCCUUCACCAAAUGCUCGCAUAGCUAAUCCUUAUUCUAUGAACAGAUACUUAAAUGAUCUGUAUACGUUAGAACUGAAGCCAAACUCAUCAGCUAUGUGUUGGGACAUACCUAUCACUUAUGGCCAGCCACCUUCCCCUCGAGAAUCGCAUACUGCUGUCGCAUAUCAGGUAAUGGAUGGUAUUGCAAAAAAAUGGCGACUUUUGGUAUACGGUGGAAUGACCGGAUGUAGAUUAGGAGAUCUAUGGCAGCUAGAGAUUGACACAAUGACCUGGAUGAAGCCUGUGGUUUCUGGUGACCCCCCAGCCCCAAGGAGCCUUCAUAGUGCAACCGUUAUUGGUAACAGAAUGUUUGUAUUUGGUGGCUGGGUUCCGUUGGUGAUGGAUGAUAUGAAAGUUACUGCUCAAGAAAAAGAGUGGAAAUGCACCAACACGUUGGCCAGUCUAAAUUUGGAUACAAUGUCUUGGGAGCCUCUUGCCAUGGAGGUUUUUGACGAUAGUUUGGUCCCUCGUGCCAGGGCCGGUCAUUGUGCCGUAGCCGUCCACAGCCGCCUCUAUAUAUGGUCCGGACGUGAUGGUUAUCGUAAGGCCUGGAACAACCAGGUCUGCUUCAAGGAUCUUUGGUUUCUUGAAACUGAUAGGCCUACUGCUCCGUCGCGCGUACAACUUGUUCGCGCCGGUACUCAAAGUUUGGAAGUUGCUUGGGGCAGCGUACCAACUGCAGAUGCGUAUAUUUUGCAAAUUCAAAAAUAUGAUGUGUCUUCAGCUUCGUCAGUAAAUUCUACCACGACUCUUACGCCCUCUCCUAUCGCCUUGAGUUCUGCAACACCAUCGCCUAUGCAAAGCCAAAUUUCCCCCGUAGACGUCAAGCCACAACAGCGCAUCACAGCACCUAUAUCCCAAGUAAGCCCAAAUUACAUAAGCCUUGCAUCUUCCUAA